GGAUUUAACGAGAGAAGAUGAAAAAAAGAAUUUGUUCGGUCUUUCAAAAGCUCGAGCUUUUUUCUUCCCUUUUUCAGCAAUGGCGGACUGGUCUCAGUUGCCGAGCGAUCUCCUUGAGAGAAUCAGCAAACGCCUUGAUACUGCCACCGAACUCCUCCGAUUCCGCUCCGUCUGCAACUCCUGGCGAUCCUCCGCCUCCCCGUGGGGUUGCCGUCUAUCCAGAGCAUUCCAAAUCCUCCCCAGCGACGAUUUCGUCAAGACCUCCAUCGGAUUCUACCUGUCGAAGAGGACCGUUUACCUCAUCGGGCUGCCCGAUUCGCGCCAUCUCGGCGGGCGGCUGGUGAAGAUCGAGGAGGACAUCCCUGGUAGAAAGCGCCUCUUGAAUCCCCUUUCGAGGUAUCCUCUGAAAUCUCUCCCCGAGAAUUUCCCUAGACUGCUGGACUUGAGGGAGGUUUUCGUGAAGGAAUUAGGUCAGGAGUACGUCUUGCGUCACAUUGGUUACAUGCCCAAUUCGUCUUCGUUUACCGAUGCUGGGGAUCAGUAUAUGGAGAAGGUGGCGAUGAUGUGGUUGGAUCCUGAUUCCCAAAGAGAAACAAGUGAGUUCGUUCUGCUCACCACUCAUCUGUCCGGGAAGUUAGCGAUUUUCAGUAGCGCUGAUAGGAAAUGGACGAUUACAGGAGAAACGGGUUCGCCUUAUGAUAAUGUGAUUGUUCAUAAAGGGAAGUUAUUGGCAGUUGAUAACACGGGCAAAGUUGUGAGCGUGAGUAAAGACACCGACUUGACUCUUGUCGCGAAUCCUGUGUUUGGCGGGGACAAGAAGUAUUUGGUUCAGUCGUCGAAGGAUCAGUUGUUGUUGGUUGAUAUGUAUCUGAGCAUUGAUACGGGGGAAGAGAAUUUCGACAUUGGGGAGGAGUUCAUGGGGCAUCUUGCACAGUAUAUGAGGGAGAGAAAGGUGAGGUUCAAGGUUUAUAGGUUGGAUGGAGAGGAGAAGACUUGGGUGGAGUUGGGAAGCUUGGGAGAUACAGUGUUGUUCAUUGGUGAUGACUCUGUCUCGGCAUUUGCUGCCUCGUCUUCUGAUCUCUAUGGCUGCAAGGGGAAUUGUAUAUUCUUUGUGGACGAUUUCUAUUACGGGAGGGAGAUUGGUGGACUGGGUGAGGAAGAUGGGAUGUGGGUUGCUGGUGAUAUAGGUGUUUUUGAGUUGGACACUGGUAGUAUAGGGCCGUUGGUGAAUUAUCCCGAGUACUACAAGAUCUUCUGGCAGCCUCCUGGACGGCUACUUUCACCUCCUUCAGAAGUGGAUCUUGAAAAGCAAGCAGAAGGGUUGUCCCUGUGAAGUUGAUGAUCCCCUUUACUGUCCUGGUGGAUUCAUGGCAACCUGUUUGAUAGUUAAGACCAAUGAGUAUCUACGACCGGUAACUUUCCUAUAAUGACCACUUCCUCUGAAUCAAUUGACACUUAUAAGUCUGACAUUGCCCUCAAAGAACUGGGCUUCUUAUAAGUCUGACAUUGCCCUCAAAGAACUGGGCUUCUCGUCGAUGGUAGUGUAUGUAUACCGUAAUUGCAAACUUUGGAGCUGAAGAAGUCUCUUCUCAGUAUGGUCUUUAUGAUCCUCAUUUCAUUGAUCGAUUGACCUUCUCUUUCAAAAGCUGAAUCUUCCGGAGUUAAUCCGAGUCGCUGCCUGUCAUGCUACAUGUUUUGUACAGCAGAAACAGGCAUUGUAUACAAGCUUGGGAUCGUUUGAU
Messenger RNA from Linum trigynum, 1742 nucleotides. Lineage: Eukaryota; Viridiplantae; Streptophyta; Magnoliopsida; Malpighiales; Linaceae. The record is from the annotation of a GenBank genome assembly.